Molecule: messenger RNA, 1533 nt
Organism: Ananas comosus (pineapple)
Lineage: Eukaryota; Viridiplantae; Streptophyta; Magnoliopsida; Poales; Bromeliaceae
Product: mRNA-decapping enzyme-like protein
Exons: 8
Coding region: 147-1286 (379 amino acids)
Biological process (GO): deadenylation-independent decapping of nuclear-transcribed mRNA; positive regulation of catalytic activity; deadenylation-dependent decapping of nuclear-transcribed mRNA
Cellular component (GO): P-body
Molecular function (GO): enzyme activator activity; mRNA binding
Source: RefSeq, a predicted model, not a curated record
CACCUCCCCCUUCUCCGUACGGCUCCACCCUCCUCCUCAUUCUACACCAACCCUUUCUUCUCUCUCUCUCUCUCUCUCUCUCUCUCUCCAUGGACUCGUCGCCUCCCUCGCGCUCGGGUUAGGGUUUCCUCUGGCGAUCGGCGACCAUGUCGCAGAACGGGAAGCUGAUGCCCAACCUCGACCAGGAGAGCACCAAGGUGCUCAACCUCACCGUGCUCCAGCGGAUCGACCCCUUCGUGGAGGAGAUCCUCAUGACCGCGGCGCACGUCACCUUCUACGAGUUCAACAUCGAGCUCAAUCAAUGGAGUCGGAAGGACGUGGAGGGAUCGUUGUUUGUCGUUAAGAGGAAUACACAGCCUAGAUUUCAGUUCAUUGUCAUGAACCGACGAAAUACAGAUAAUCUGGUGGAGGAUCUAUUGGGAGAUUUUGAGUAUGAAGUCCAAGUUCCAUAUAUAUUAUACAGAAAUGCAGUGCAAGAAGUUAAUGGAAUAUGGUUCUACAACUCUCUUGACUGUGAAGCCGUUGCAAAUCUUUUCAGUAGGAUACUCAACGCAUAUUCAAAGGUUCCUCCAAAACCCAAAGUAUCGACAAACAAAAGUAGCGAGUUUGAGGAACUGGAAGCUGUGCCUACUUUGUCUGUGAUCGAAGGCCCUCUAGAACCACCAACAACGGCUACCUCUACAGCUGUUCCAGAUGCGCCUGAUGACUCCUUUGUGAACUUCUUCACUGCGGCUACAAAUAUUGGUAAUGCAUCAAACUCAGCAAAUGCUGCACCAUUGAAUGUUGCACCUAAACCUGCCCCUACUAUCCCUUUAUCUACCCACCCACCGGUUGCCGCUCCCUCACCAAUGCCACCAGUCCAGCCUUCCCCUCCUCUCCAGCCCUCAUCCACUCCUCUAAUGCCCCUUCUUGACACUACACUUCAUGAAUCUGUAAAAACUGGCAGCAGCAGUAGCAGCCGUCCUGCGGAUCUCGUAAAGCCUUCUUUUUUCUCUCCCAUUCCACCUGCAUCUUCUGCUCAUCUGAUGAUGCCGCCCAUGAUGUCACCGUCGAUGCCAACCGCCCCUCCGCUCCACCCUCCCGUGACCAUGCAGCGGCCGCCGCCGUAUGGCACUCCUUUGCUUCAGCCCUUCCCACCUCCUGCCCCAUCACCAUCCCUCACCCCGGUCCAUGGAGGUCCUGUUAUCACAAGAGACAAAGUUCGUGAUGCAUUGAAUAGGCUUGUGCAGAAUGAUCAUUUUGUGGACAUGGUAUAUAGGGAGAUUCUGAGUGCGCAUUAUUCAUGACUCAAGACGGAGGGGAUUUUCCUCUCCAAAUAUGCUGUGUUCUGUUCAGGCCAGAGUUUAUUUAGUGACUAUAUAGGGUCUCUGCUUAAUUGUAUAUUGUGCGGAAGUUGUAUGGCUUUUACUUACCGGACCUUUUUGUUUUCUUUUGUUCUCCCGUCUGUAAAUGGUAAAAACCAACUGUUUGAUAUGGUCUGAAUUGAGGGGUAUUCCGAUUUUGCAUAAAGAGCUUUUGUUUGCCGGUUGUGUU